This is a messenger RNA of Ophidiomyces ophidiicola, 2193 nucleotides long. It is a transcript of the gene RAD54, whose product is annotated as DNA-dependent ATPase protein rad54. The coding region runs from base 1 to 2193 and encodes 730 amino acids. Lineage: Eukaryota; Fungi; Ascomycota; Eurotiomycetes; Onygenales; Onygenaceae. Gene Ontology annotation, molecular function: hydrolase activity, acting on acid anhydrides; ATP-dependent chromatin remodeler activity; DNA translocase activity. The transcript has 3 exons. The record is from RefSeq and is a predicted model, not a curated record. Gene Ontology annotation, biological process: double-strand break repair via synthesis-dependent strand annealing; reciprocal meiotic recombination. Gene Ontology annotation, cellular component: nucleus.
AUGCCACUUACCAAUAUUGAUAUUAACAAGUUCCCUAUUUACAAAGUCAAAGAUAAAGAAAUAGCCUUUAAACAACGCUUCUCGAUACCAUUGAUUGACAAAAAUUCGAGUAAUUACCACUCCGGACGCCCUGCACCUUUGCUAGGGAUGAGAAAGGGCGCCACGUUUGUAGUGAAGCCAUUGCAUGAUCCUAGCGGAGAAUUUGCAAUUGUUCUUUAUGACCCAACUGUGGACGAAAAAUCAGAUCGAACAGAUGAAAGUAAACAAGAGCAGGAAGAGGAGGCAGAGAAACCGAAGCUAGACCAACCACUUGUCCACAAAAGCCUAGCUGAGAUUCUAGGCAUAAAGAGAAACGUGGAAGAAAGGCCCAAGGUUCCAGUCGUCAUUGACCCAAGGCUUGCAAAAGUUUUGCGGCCCCAUCAGGUUGAAGGAGUGAAGUUUCUAUAUCGCUGUACCACUGGCUUGAUGGCGCCUAAUGCAAAUGGCUGUAUUAUGGCCGAUGAGAUGGGUCUUGGGAAAACGUUACAAUGCAUAACGCUGCUAUGGACAUUACUGAAACAAUCUUCAGAAGCAGGUAAGCCGACUUUACAAAAAGUAGUGAUUGCUUGCCCUGCAACUCUUGUGGGAAAUUGGGCCAAUGAGUUGGUGAAAUGGCUUGGAAAAGACGCCAUUAACCCGUUUGUGAUUGAUGGGAAAGCAUCAAAGGAGGAACUUACCACUCAACUUCGCCAGUGGGCCAUUGCUUCCGGCAGGCAAGUGGUCCGGCCUGUCAUUAUAGUGUCUUAUGAGACGCUCCGACUUAACGUAGGAGAGUUAAAAGAUACUUCGAUUGGUCUGUUGCUAUGCGACGAAGGUCAUCGCUUGAAAAAUGGGGACAGCCAAACAUUUACAGCGUUGAAUAGCUUGAAUGUCACGCGCCGCGUCCUUCUUUCUGGAACGCCAAUCCAGAAUGACUUAUCUGAGUACUACUCACUUUUGAAUUUUGUCAAUCCAGGCGUCCUGGGCAACCGAAAUGAGUUCCAUAAAAGAUUCGAAAUGCCUAUUCUUCGUGGCAGAGACGCUGAUGGGUCUGAGGAGGAGCGAAAGAAGGGCGAUGAGUGUUUGGCAGAAUUGCUAAGCAUUGUGAACAAAUUCAUCAUCCGACGUUCCAAUGAUAUUCUUUCAAAAUACUUGCCGGUCAAGUAUGAGCAUGUUGUAUUUUGCAAUUUGGCCCCAUUCCAAGUCGACUUGUACAACCAUUUCAUCCAAAGUCCGGACAUCAAGAGCUUAUUACGUGGAAAGGGCAGCCAGCCUUUGAAAGCUAUUGGGAUUUUAAAGAAGCUCUGUAAUCAUCCAGAUCUUGUGAAUUUGCCUGUCGACCUUCCAGGAAGCCAAAGCUUUUUCCCUGAUGAUUACACACCUCCAGAUAGCCGAGGACGCGAUCGAGAGGUCAAAUCGUGGUACUCAGGUAAAAUGAUGGUCUUGGAUCGCAUGCUCGCACGAAUACGCCAGGAUACGAAUGAUAAGAUUGUUUUGAUUAGCAAUUAUACACAGACUUUGGACUUGUUUGAGAGACUCUGUCGUGGCCGUACUUACGGGUGUCUCCGUCUUGACGGUACAAUGAAUGUGAAGAAGAGACAGAAAUUGGUCGACAAAUUCAACGACCCCGACGGCGAAGAAUUCGUGUUUCUAUUAAGCAGCAAAGCCGGUGGUUGCGGUAUCAACUUAGUAGGGGCGAACCGCCUUGUUUUAUUCGAUCCAGAUUGGAACCCUGCUGCAGACCAACAGGCUCUUGCUCGAGUGUGGCGUGACGGCCAGAAGAAAGACUGUUUCGUAUACAGAUUCAUCGCGACUGGAAGUAUUGAGGAGAAGAUUUUCCAGAGGCAGUCGCACAAGCAGCUUCUGUCAUCGUGUGUUGUGGAUUCGGCGGAGGACGUUGAGCGCCAUUUCAGCAUAGACUCCCUACGUGAAUUAUUCCAGUUUAAACCCCAGACGACCAGUGAUACUCACGACACUUUUAAAUGUAAACGUUGUCGGCCUGAUGGAACACAAUUCAUUAAGGCCCCUGCAAUGCUUUACGGCGACACUAGUACUUGGAACCACUUUGUCAAUGACGGUGAGAACGGGCCAAUGAACAAGAUCCAGGAUUUGUUAUUGAGACAGGAAACGUCCGAGGGUGUCAUUAGCGCUGUGUUUCAAUAUAUUAGCCAUUGA